GACAUUUCUUAAAAAUGCGUGCUGGACACACUGAAUCUUUGGUUUCAAGUCCAGGUCACCAUCUAUCCACAUUCCUACCAAACUAAGAUCCGACAUCCCAACUUCUCCUUUUCCGUUCCUCAUUCUGCAAAUCUGAAAGCGACCCGACCCCAUCGGAGGACCUCAUCAACAACCCAUCUUCAAUCAUCGUCGCCGGAUUCUACUCAAUUACUGCACUGCAUUUCCGAUUUUCCUUUUACUUCAAACCAUCUCUUCUCCCCAAUCCUAUGUCUCCCAACUUCGCUUCAUUUUUCAGGUUUCAUUUUCUUAAAUGCUGCAUUAUCUUGGAGAUAAAAAGGACCAGAAAAUGAAUAUGAGGAACAGAUACAGGAAAUCAAACGCUUUACGUUGCGAUGCCGGGAGCAGAUGUUUGAUAUCUGUGGUAAUAGGGAGUCUAAUGGGGUGUAUUCUUUUGCUACAUUUAUGUUCUCCUGUAAGCCGUAAGGAUGAGAUAGGUCGGGGUAUCCAACUUCGAACAAGUCGUCACCUUCACUUUCGUGAACUUGAAGAGGUGGAAGAAGAAAACAUUCAAAUUCCCCCUCCUCGUAAGAGAUCUCCGCGUGCAGCAAAGCGAAGACCAAAGAAAACGCCCACACUGAUCGAUGAAUUUCUUGAUGAAGAUUCACAACUUAGGCACAAAUUCUUUCCUGAUCAUAAAACUUCUGUUGAUCCAAUGAUCCCGGGAGACGAUAGCAUGUUCUAUUAUCCGGGGAGAGUUUGGCUAGAUACUGAGGGGAAUCCUAUUCAAGCUCACGGAGGUGGAGUUUUAUUCGAUGAAAGAUCUGAAACAUACUAUUGGUAUGGAGAGUAUAAAGAUGGCCCCACCUACCAUGCUCACAAAAAGGGAGCUGCACGGGUUGACAUUAUAGGAGUCGGUUGCUACUCUUCCAAAGACUUAUGGACCUGGAGAAAUGAAGGCAUUGUUUUGACAGCGGAAGAAACCAACGAGACUCAUGAUCUUCACAAAUCCAACGUGCUCGAGAGGCCGAAAGUAAUCUACAACUCAAGAACUCGAAAAUAUGUCAUGUGGAUGCAUAUCGAUGAUGCGAACUAUACGAAGGCUUCUGUUGGUGUUGCCGUCAGUGAUUACCCAACCGGUCCGUUCGAUUAUCUUUACAGCAAAAGACCACAUGGAUUUGAUAGUAGAGACAUGACAAUCUUCAAAGAUGAUGAUGGUACAGCCUAUCUCGUUUACUCAUCUGAAGACAAUAGUGAGCUCCAUAUAGGACCUCUUUCAGAAGAUUAUCUCGACGUGACCAAUGUAGCGAAAAGGAUUCUCGUCGGCCAGCACCGGGAAGCACCGGCUUUGUUUAAACACCAGGGAACUUACUAUAUGAUCACAUCGGGUUGCACGGGAUGGGCACCAAACGAGGCACUGGCACACGCAUCAGAGUCGAUAAUGGGUCCAUGGGAGACGUUGGGAAACCCUUGUAUAGGUGGAAACAAGUUGUUUCGACUGGCUACCUUCUUCUCUCAGAGCACAUUUGUUCUUCCCCUACCUUCACACCCCGGCUUGUUUAUUUUCAUGGCAGACCGAUGGAACCCUGCCGACCUUAGAGACUCGAGGUACAUUUGGUUGCCGUUGAUGGUUGGAGGACUUGUCGAUCAACCCCUCGACUACAAUUUUGGGUUCCCUUUGUGGUCAAGAGUGUCGAUAUAUUGGCAUAGGAAGUGGAGGCUUCCUCAAGGCUGGAAUCCGUUGAAAUGAUACAAAAUGUUCGUCGUCUCCCACUCGAUGUACCAUACAAGAAAGUUUGUUUGAUUCUUUUGGUGUCCCAUAGUUUUCCUUACCAACUCAAUAAUGUUAACUAGUUCGUAUUAAAGGCACAUAAUUAACAACCCUUGAAUGAACUUAUAAAUCAUUUCUCCCUCA
Molecule: messenger RNA, 1912 nt
Organism: Cucurbita pepo subsp. pepo (vegetable marrow)
Lineage: Eukaryota; Viridiplantae; Streptophyta; Magnoliopsida; Cucurbitales; Cucurbitaceae
Biological process (GO): carbohydrate metabolic process
Molecular function (GO): hydrolase activity, hydrolyzing O-glycosyl compounds
Source: RefSeq, a predicted model, not a curated record